Molecule: messenger RNA, 2660 nt
Organism: Brachypodium distachyon (stiff brome)
Lineage: Eukaryota; Viridiplantae; Streptophyta; Magnoliopsida; Poales; Poaceae
Product: probable LRR receptor-like serine/threonine-protein kinase At2g23950
Exons: 11
Coding region: 26-2152 (708 amino acids)
Biological process (GO): protein phosphorylation
Molecular function (GO): ATP binding; protein binding; protein kinase activity
Source: RefSeq, a predicted model, not a curated record
CAUCAAAGGAAAGCCAUUCCACUCCAUGCCUGCCUCCCCUGCUCCCUCUCCCCAACGCUUUUCUCCUUCUCUCGGGCUCCCUCGGGCGCGUCUCACCUCCAUCAUUCCCCCCACCGUUCCAAUGGCGUCCUCCAAGUUCAACCUCUUCUCCUUCCCCCUUCUCUUCCUCCUCUGCUCCGGCCCGUUCCUCGCCUUCUCCUCCGAGCCCCUCAACGCCGAAGUGGUGGCGCUGAUCGCCAUCAGGCAGGGGCUGGUCGACCCGCACGGCGUGCUGAGCAACUGGGACGAGGACUCCGUCGACCCCUGCAGCUGGGCCAUGAUCACCUGCUCCCCACACAACCUCGUCAUCGGCCUGGGAGCGCCGAGCCAGGGCUUGUCGGGGACGCUGUCCGGGAAGAUCGCCAACCUCACCAAUCUUGAGCAAGUGUUGCUGCAGAACAACAACAUCACGGGGCGGCUGCCGCCGGAGCUCGGCGCGCUGCCGAGGCUCCAGACGCUGGACCUCUCCAACAACCGCUUCUCCGGCCGCGUGCCCGACACGCUGGGCCGCCUCUCCACACUCCGAUACCUGAGGCUAAACAACAACAGCUUGUCGGGGCCGUUCCCGGCGUCGCUGGCCAAGAUCCCACAGCUCUCCUUCCUGGACUUGUCCUACAACAACCUCACCGGCCCUGUUCCCGUCUUCCCCACAAGAACCUUCAACAUCGUGGGCAACCCAAUGAUCUGCGGCAGCCACGCGGGCGCGGAGGAGUGCGCCGCCGCAGUGGCGCCGGUGAACGCACCCUUCUCGCUGGAAUCCACUCAGGGCAGCAACAAGACGACGACAGGAGGAGGAGGAGGAGGAGGGAGGUCAAAGGCUGGCGCGCGGCUGAUCCCCAUCGGAGUAGGGACAAGCCUGGGCGCCUCCUCCCUUGUGCUCUUCGCCUUGUCCUGUUUUCUCUGGAGGCGCAAGCGCCGGCACCAGCAAGGCGGCGGCCCCUCCUCCGUCCUCGGCAUCCUCGAAUUAAUGUCUGAUCCAGACCGUGGUGGUUGCGAUUUGGAGGGGGGAGGAGGGGAGGUGCUGGGGAACGUGAGGCAGUUCGGGCUGCGGGAGCUGCAGGCGGCCACGGACGGGUUCAGCGCGAAGAACAUCCUGGGGAAAGGAGGGUUCGGGGACGUGUACAGGGGGAGGCUGGCGGACGGCACGGUGGUGGCCGUAAAGCGGCUCAAGGACACGGCGAGCGCUUCGGGGGAAGCGCAGUUCCGGACGGAGGUGGAGAUGAUCAGCCUGGCCGUGCACAGGCACCUGCUCCGCCUCCUCGGCUUCUGCGCCGAGCCGGCCUCCGGCGAGCGCCUCCUCGUCUACCCUUACAUGCCCAACGGCAGCGUCGCCUCCCGCCUCCGAGGGAAGCCGGCGCUGGACUGGCACACGCGGAAGCGGAUCGCGGUGGGCACGGCGCGGGGGCUGCUGUACCUGCACGAGCAGUGCGACCCCAAGAUCAUCCACCGGGACGUCAAGGCCGCCAACGUGCUCCUGGACGAGUGCCACGAGGCCGUCGUCGGCGACUUCGGCCUCGCCAAGCUGCUCGACCACGGCGACUCGCACGUCACCACGGCCGUGCGGGGCACCGUGGGCCACAUCGCGCCCGAGUACCUCUCCACGGGGCAGUCCUCCGAGAAGACGGACGUCUUCGGCUUCGGUGUCCUGCUGCUCGAGCUCGUCACGGGCCAGCGCGCCCUCGAGGUCGGCAAGGCCUCCGGGAUCUGCCUCACCCACAAGGGCGUCAUGCUUGAUUGGGUGAGGAAGGUGCACCAGGAGAAGAUGUUCGACUUGCUGGUGGACCAAGACCUGGGCCCUCACUACGACAGGAUCGAGGUGGCCGAGAUGGUGCAGGUCGCCCUGCUGUGCACGCAGUUCCAGCCGUCGCACCGCCCGAGGAUGUCCGAGGUGGUCCGGAUGCUGGAGGGUGACGGCCUGGCCGAGAAAUGGGAGGCCAGCAACAGGCCGGCCACGGCGGCGCCGCUCCACGACGGCCUUGGCUACGACCACCGCAACGACUCCAACGGCUCCGUCUUCUUCAACGAGUACCAUGACUACGACAGCAGCCUCAGCAGCGACGAGGUGCGGUCCAUCGACAUGGUGGAGGAGAUGGAGCUGUCCGGACCGAGGUAGCAGCAGCACUGCACAUUACAGACCAGAUUCAUUCAGAGUACUCCAAAAGGAAAAAAUUACAUGGGGGCGUGAGUAAGAGAGGGAGAGGUGGUGGUGGGGAUUGGAUUUGUUGCUAGCUAGUUUGAAAGUAGUUAGGGGUGCUUUAGGUUAGACCACAGAGUGUAGCUUCUGAUCAAGCGUUGCUUUCCCCGAGAAAGAUGUAAAGAAAAAGUGUGGUUUUCUCUUUUGCUUCUUUUCACAGCCUCUUUUUCUUUUUCUGCUGCUGCUGCUGCUGCUGCUGCUUUUCUUCUUGUUGAUUUGGGGGCAGAAGCACAUGCUGCACUGCAGUCCUUUGAUUUGCAUUCCGGCCCUGAUCUCUAGGGACCUUUUGCAGUGGCCCUUGUAUGUAGGGAAGGGAAGUGUUUGAGGCUUGAGACAUGCAGUCAUUUUGACUGCUUUCUGACCUGUAAAGAUAACCAGUUGCUCGAUUUCUUUUGGUAGUUGUGCGGACGACGAACAGGUAAUGUCA